Molecule: messenger RNA, 834 nt
Organism: Trichoderma virens Gv29-8
Lineage: Eukaryota; Fungi; Ascomycota; Sordariomycetes; Hypocreales; Hypocreaceae
Exons: 2
Coding region: 1-834 (277 amino acids)
Molecular function (GO): phosphatase activity
Source: RefSeq, a predicted model, not a curated record
AUGUCUCCGCUUAAGACAGACUUUCCGGCAAUCCGGGCUUGCAUUUUCGACAUGGACGGGCUGCUCAUCAACUCGGAGGACAUAAUCACUCAGUCUACUAACCAGCUCCUGGAAAAGUACUCACGGCCUACCUUUACUCGAUCGAUCCGAGCCCAGCUCAUGGGUAUCCCAGACUCGACGAACGGUGACGUCUUUCACAACUGGGCUCAGCUGCCUAUCUCUCGCGAGCAAUUCGCUCGUGAAUCGAGCGAACAGAUGUAUAUGCUUUUUCCGAACUGCGAGCCACUGCCUGGUGCGGAGAAGCUUUUGUCAAACCUGAGCCGUGCACGAAGCACUUCGGGCGACCCAAUCGAGCUGGCUUUAGCGUCCAGUACGAAGAGCCACAGUUACGAGUUAAAAACUACAAGACCAGAAACAAAACGACUGCUUGAUACUUUCUCACCUAAUAAACGAAUUUUGGGCGAUGAUCCGCGAGUUCCAAAGGGUCGGGGGAAACCAGCGCCAGACAUGUAUAUAAUAGCCCUGCAGGCACUAAACACAGCUGCUGGUCCAGACGCAAAGCCCAUUUUGCCUAUCGAAUGUUUGGUCUUUGAAGAUAGUGUCAUUGGGGUAGAGGCUGGAAGGCGAGCUGGAAUGAGGGUUGUCUGGGUACCACAUUCGGAUUUGGCGGUCGAGUAUCAAGACAAGCAGGAUAUUGUGCUUGCAGGAAAGACAGGGUUAGUAGAGAUUGGAGACACCUGGCAACUGGGGGAAAUCGAUGAUGGCUGGGCAGAAUGCAUAUUGAGUCUGGAACACUUUAACUACAAGAAAUACGGCAUUGAUGCACCUCAUUAA